This is a messenger RNA of Naegleria lovaniensis, 5181 nucleotides long. RefSeq lists its product as uncharacterized. Bases 1 to 5181 code for a protein of 1726 amino acids. The record is from RefSeq and is a predicted model, not a curated record. Gene Ontology annotation, cellular component: cytoplasm; nucleus. The transcript is spliced from 2 exons. Lineage: Eukaryota; Heterolobosea; Eutetramitea; Acrasida; Naegleriidae. Gene Ontology annotation, molecular function: GTPase activator activity. Gene Ontology annotation, biological process: regulation of small GTPase mediated signal transduction; positive regulation of GTPase activity.
AUGUCUUCUUUUCUUUCUAGACUUGGUUCCAGCGGAAGUCUUGGACCAAAGGACGAGAAGAAAAUUCUUGACGAGAAUGAACAACCAUUGAAAAGAUACAAGUGUUUGGCUUCUUUCAACAAGGACGGAAACGAGGCAGAGCUGCGAACAUUCUAUCAAAAGAACUACUCGAUUGUUUACAACAUCUUUUUAGAUGCUUUGAAUAACAUGAAUUCAGAAGCUAAAAAGAAAGCCAAAACAAUUCCUACUAGUGACGUUUUAGGUCUGACUGACAUUUUACUCAAUCUUUUCUUACACUCCUCAAAUAUCAUCCAAAAGAAGUGGCAACAACGUUCAAUCAUUCACACACUCGAACUUUUAUUGGAUGAACAAAAUGCCUUCCAAAUUCGUAUGAAAGGAUUUGAAUUGAUAGUGAGAUUUGUGGACAUUAUGCAGGAAAAUGUUGACAAUCAAGUGUUAGACAUGAUCAUGAAUACUGUCAAGUUCAAGUUGUUGGCCGAGGACGUUCGUGAUGUCAAAUUACCAUCAUUCACACAACGUGCUUUGAAUCCAGACGAAAGGUUGGCAGUUGCAACAGCCACAGGUGACUUGACAGUCGAGGAAAAUUAUCAACUCUUCCAAUUCUUCUUUACAUUUGUUAAAGAGUCCGACCAUUUUGACUUUUGGUGGAAAUUCUUUAAAUCACGUCUUGCUCCAAUCUUCUAUCCAAACGAAUGCAAGAGUCUGGAUCUUCUCAACAAGAUGGACGAUAUGGGUUUCACUGAAAAGGCACCAACUAGACUCCAUUUACUCAUUUUGAAUGUUAUUCUUUCCGCUCUUGAAAGUCCCAAAAACUCUGUCAUUCUCUACCAAAGUGACAAGGAUAUUUAUUUGCUAUUAAUGAUUUUCAGACAAAGUUUUCUACUGCCACCACAACACUUCGAAGAAUUGGCCAAGAUGAUGAAAACAUAUCGCUCAUGGAUUUGCAGAGAUUAUUUCCUGUACAAUUGGCCUGAAAUCAUGGAGAGAAACAGAAAUCUCUAUUUCCGUAUCUUUAUUGACAAUUUAAGUCAAGUAUUUUUCAUGAAGGGUGAGGAACAAUUUAUGGAUUUACACAUCAACAUGUGCUACGAGGCGCUCGAAAUGUUCAUGUUCUUUACACAAAUUUCAGACAAGGUUGACUUUGAGACAUGGAGCGAUUUAUUGUCGGCUCACAGACGUAUUUGUAACGCAAUAGUUGAGAGAAAAAACAAGUCAAGCGAAUCAUCAUAUGAUUCCACAUUCUUUGAGAUUUUGGAAAAGACUUGUUUUAGAAAUUUAUUUAUCAUAUGGAUCAAGUCUCACCCAACUGACCAAUAUCCAAAGUUGUGGGAAGAAUUUUAUGAAUUGAUGCAAACACAUGCCAACCUUUCUUCUCCUUUCAGUUUAUGGCGUGGUACAGUUCUCAAUUUGGCUCGUAUCAUUUGUGAAACAAUAUUUGAAAUGCCUCCAGAAAGAAUGAGAGUUGGUUUUAUUGAAUACGUGACAGACAUGUACACUGUGACAAUUGCAAAGAAGAAACCAAAACUCGAAAAGAAAGUUCACGUCUUCCAAGGAAUGGACUCAUACAUGAGCAAAAACUUGACCAUCGAAACAGUACUUCAUCUUUUCCACAAGUUCUUGAACAUGUUCGGUAAUGAAAAUACACAGCUCGCAUCUGGUGGUCUGCAUUCCAAAAAGAUGGCAGUUUUGAAAGAGGUUUUGGAUCUUUUCCUUGAUAUUGAAAUUACUGAAGUUAAAGCUGUCCGAGGUGCAACCAAUCAGUCCCCAUUCUUACACUCUCCUGAAGGUAACAAAUUGUUUGCCAUCUUUUUAGAGUGGAUUGUCGAGGCAUGUGAUAGAACAGAAGAUCAGUUUGAGCCUGGACGUGUCAUUGCAUACACCAUGAUGUGUCAAAUUUUGACCACUCAAUUCAGCCAACCUUUGGACAAGAAAUAUCUUGCCAACUGCUAUAGAAGUCUCUUCAAAGGUCUCGUUCCAGAAUAUGGAGCCUCUGAUCGUACCAUUGAGGCCAUUAUUAAGCAUGGAUGGAGCUUGUUCUGUAUGGGACACAUGGGUGCUAACAUUUUAAUACCAUACUUUGUACAAGCUUGCCACAAAGUUCUCAAAGAAUCAAGCGCCACCAUUGGCCCAGAAACAAAGGAACUUCGUAUUGCUUCUGUGCAAGGGUUGACCUCGGUUGUUCCAAUUUGUUACUUUUAUGGCGACCGUCUCCUCCCUCACAUUGAGACCAUUUUGAAAAUGAAACAAAUCAAUGUGGCUGAUCAAGUCAGUGCUGAAGCUGUGAACACCUUCUCAAAACUGAGAGCUAAAAUCUGCUCAACAUUGUUAGGAUGUGCUCAGGACGAUCGAUUCGUUGAAGUACAAAUUAAGUGUAUUUGGGGCCUCUACUCUAUCAUUCAUCACGAGUUGCAAAUUGAAGGAACGACUGGACGUUCGGCUUCCAUCAAAUUCAUUGUUGAAAUGUUCAUCAAAUUCUUUGUUGACAAGAAUGCAGACGUUGCCUGUGCUGCUCACGAUGCUGUAGUAACUUUGGCACAUUUGGGACUCUUUACUCGAUUGGGAAUACCAACCAUUAGAACAUUCCUUCUCACUAUUUGUACUGCUCUCUCAUCACAAUUGAAGGAUUCUGAUGCUGCACUUGCUCAAUGGCCUAUUUUCAAGCACUUGUUCUAUUCCAUUGUUGAAAUUUUGCAAUACAUUCCAAUGAAGGUUUUGGAAAGCAAGGAAAUUGCUUCAAUGCUUUUCAGUGCAAUCAAUAGAGGUUUAUCUGUGGUUUCUCUGAGUGUGUUGUUGACACCUCAAAAAGACACUUCAGCUGAAGCAGCCACCGAAGAGGGAGGCGAUAAGGCAGCUAAAAUGUAUUCCUUCGAGAGUUAUACUUUGAGCAGAGAAGAGAGUGCUCUUGAAAUUGCAACUGCUGCUGAAAGCUUGCUUUGUUAUGCACUGAACGUUUACUCCCAAUUCCCAUCCCCAAUCGGUGCUGCAAGAAUGAGUACUGAAGUUUCCGAAUUCGACGUCCUUCAAGAGGAGAAUGGUCUCUAUGUGACUUCACCAAAAGUGCAUCACUUUGUUUUCAACAAUUAUACCUUGUUGACCAUAAUGGAAAAUCCAAACAAACAAGAAUCAUGUAUUUUAAUUUUAAGAGAUAUGACAGGCAAAUACUGUUGGGAAUUCAAGCAAGUCUACUCAACAGAAACUUCAACAUUCAAGAAAAAGCCAAAUUAUACCAUCACUGAAGAGCUCGAUGAAUUAUUUGAUGAUGAAUCAAAAUCCAAUUCAAAGAAUGCACUAGCACAAUCCAAGCAUACAGACAGCCCAGGUUCACCUGAGGAAGAACGAUCUUCCAUCUAUGUCUCUUCCAUUGUAAAUCGUAGUGGAACUGACGAAGAGUUAUUCGAUGCCGACGAUGCUCGUGGUGAACCAUUUGUGAGACAAGAUAUGGGAGCCGUUGACCUUUCUUCAGAAAUUGGAGGAUUGGGAAUUGACAAUGAAUAUGAAACACCAGCUGAUUUGUCUGUUCCAGUCACCUCUCAACAAGAAUCCAAAGAAGAGGAAGAAGAAGAAAAGGAAAACAACGAAGAGGAUGACUCUUCUCAAGCCAGGGCUGAAGAACAAGAAAUGAAAGAAGGUCAAAACGAAGGAGCAGAAGAAUUGGAUUAUCCUCACUAUGACAUUGAAAUUGAUACGGACAAGACUGACAUGCUUGAAGUGUUGCAACACUAUGUUGCUCAAGUUUUCCCAGAGUGUGCCGAAUACGCUAAACCAACCAUUACUACUCUCGAUGAUUUGCAUAUUGCUACCGAAGAUGUUGAAAAACUUGCUUCAAGCUAUCACAAAGGUAUUUCUGUACUUUCUUCACAAGUUCCUAGACAAGGUUUCACACCAUCUCAGGCACCAAAGAAGCCAGACUAUGAAAAUGAUAAUGUUUCUAAAGCCGUCUACAAGGCAUUCAGAUCUUUAUUGAACAACCUUGGCUUCUUAUCCUCCACAAGUAGAGCCUCAUUCAGUUUAAUUAAUGCCAACGGUAGAUUCUAUCGUUCACUCAAACAACUCGACAAGUUGACUGAAAGAGAAACCAUUAAGGUUGGUCUCCUCUAUGUUUCUAAUCAACAAGAGUCACAAAAGGAUAUCCUGAAGAAUGAUGAGCAAUCUGGAUCCAAAAUUUAUAAGGAAUUUGUUCAAUCAUUGGGUUGGGAUGUUGACUUGCGAACACAUGGCGGUUUUAUGGGAGGUUUGGAUGAAAACUUGACUACUGGUACUACAGCUCCAUACUAUGCCAAUGCCACAACUGAAGUUGUGUUCCACGACGUUACUCGAAUGCCAACCAAGGCUAAUGAUUCGCAACAAAUUCAAAAGAAGCGUCACGUUGGUAAUGACUUUGUUCACAUUGUUUGGAGUGAACACGAUCGAGAUUACAAACCAUGGACCAUUACCUCACAAUUUAACUUUGUUCACAUUUGUAUCUAUCCUUAUCAAAGACACAAGGAAACAUUCUUGUUCCGAGUACGAAUUUUCAGCAAACCGGAAGUUCCACUCUUUGGUCCUCUUCUCGAUGGUAUGAUUGUCGAUAAGAAGAAUUUGGGUGCUCUUGUGAGAAUGACUGCUAUCAAUGCGAAUAAGGCAGUUCGAUACAAGCAAAAGCAAUACAAGAAGCCAUUCCCAACCAGAAGAAAUCACAUCAAUGAAAUUAUUCAGAGACAUAAGGCACAAUCGACUUCCAACAUUGAUUUCAUCAAGACCUUCUUCUUGGAUCAAGAUUAUGUGAAUGUUGAGUUCAAUCCAAAGAAACCUCUUGCUCCACUUCCUGUGAGUACAAGUCCAACAACUAGUGAUCCAACUGCAACCAAUGGUACAAACACGAGCAGUACUGCUGGUAACAGUGGCAAUGAACAAGUCAAGAUGAGACCAACGAGAACGAGUGUCAAGAAGGAUCAAGCACCACAAGGCACAUCGUCAUUGACAACACCUCACAAACAAGACUCAAAGACUUCAAGUCAACAACAGCAAGUCGUUGAAGAAACUGUCGAAGUGGUUGAAGGAGAAGAAGGAGUUGAAUACGUUGAAGAAGUUGUGUAUGUAGAUGAAUUUGGAAGACCUGUUGAAAUUGGAGAAGGUGACGAUGUCGAAUAUGUUGAAGUUGAAGAAGAGGAAUACCAAUAA